This is a messenger RNA of Gigantopelta aegis, 2289 nucleotides long. RefSeq lists its product as uncharacterized. NCBI's taxonomy places the organism in Eukaryota, Metazoa, Mollusca, Gastropoda, Neomphalida, Peltospiridae. Gene Ontology annotation, biological process: DNA integration. Gene Ontology annotation, molecular function: zinc ion binding; nucleic acid binding. The record is from RefSeq and is a predicted model, not a curated record. Bases 1 to 2289 code for a protein of 762 amino acids. The transcript has 2 exons.
AUGGAGUUUGAAAAAUUUGUGGAUAUAGGUAAGAGUCUAGGAUUGGAGAAGUUGGAGCUGCAGAAAUUCGUUAAGGAGCAGAUGGAAGAAUGGAGAGAACAAACGAGACUAGAUAGAGAAGAACGAGCAAGAGAAAGAGAGGGUGCUAAGGAGUUAGCUGAUGCACAUGCUAGGGAAAAGGAACGUGAGAGAGAGGUGGCUAAAGAGGUAAGGGAAUAUGAAAGACAAGAGAAGGAACGUGAACGAGCAUUCCAGCUGGAGUUGGAGUUUGAGAAAAGUAAGAGAGAUAGUGGUAGUUUAUCUAAGUCAAGUGAUAAUUCGGGUGUCCACAAAGCUAAACUUAAAAUGCAUAUAUUUCAAGAUGGGAAAGAUGAUAUGGAUGCAUAUUUAACCAGUUUUGAAAGGAUGUUGACAGUGCAGAAGUCACCAACAGAGGAAUGGGCUAUUCACUUGGGUACUUUAUUAACAGGUAGAGCUAGAGAUGUGUAUGUGAGAUUGAGUAAUGACGAUGCAAUGGAUUAUGACAAAUUAAAAACUGCGUUGCUGUAUAGAUAUGAUCUUACUCAAGACGGGUUUAGACAGAAGUUUAGAACUGCUAAGAUUGAACCAGGAGAGACGUACACACAAUUUUUGAACAGAUUAACUGGGUAUAUGAAUCGAUGGAUCAAACUGAGUGAGAUUACGCAAAGUUAUGAUGGAUUGUUUGAUUUAAUAAUACGUGAACAACUUUUGAAUUCAGCUGGGACUGAAUUAACAUUGUACCUAAAAGAAAGGACUCCAGAAGAUGCUUCUAAAAUGGCGAAAUUAGCAGAGACGUUUGUGGAAGCAAGAAAAGAAACGAAUCAUGGUAAGAAAGAAGCGGGAAGAAGUAGAUGUGAGUAUUUAGGAGAUAGUAGAGUUAGAGGAGGACAGUCAGGAUUUGAGAAAGGAAGAUGGUUAACUGAUCAGUAUAGAAAUGACAGAAGUAGUAUCGAUAGAAACUUAGAUUCUCGACCAUGGCCACCAAAAUGUUUCAUUUGCAAUAAAACUGGUCAUAUAGCUAGAAUAUGUCCGAGUAGGAAACGACCAGAACAGACAAGUGUUAAGGAAGUCAUUGGUUGUAUGGUUUCACUAAAGAAAGAGAAAAUUUUGGAUAGAGAUAGCAAUAUGAAUGUCUUUGUUGGAACAUGCUUAGGAAAGGAGACAACUAUCAUUAGGGAUACGGGUUGUUCAACAGUGGUAAUAAGAAGAGCAUUAGUACCCGAAAAUGACAUGACAGGUGAAAUGGGAAGUUACGUUACACUGGAUGGGGAAGUUAAGGAAGCACCUUGGUGUGAAACAUAUAUCAAGACACCGUAUUUUACUGGAAAAGUCAGAGCUAUGGUAUUGGAUAAUCCUAUUUACGACAUUGUAAUUGGAAAUAUAACAGGAGCAGAAGGUGUAACGAAGAAAGAUAUAGCACAGACCAUUGGAAUAAUGGAAACCAGAGCACAGAUGAGAAAGGCAAGUUGUAAAAUGCAAUCACUGAUAACACCAACAGUACAAAUAAAGGAGAUGAAUGCUGACCAGAUAAAGCUAGAACAACGUAAGGAUGGAAGUUUAGAUAAAUUGUUUAAUUUGGCAAAACAGGGUGAGGAAACCAUGAGAGGUCAAAACUUUUCUAAAUUUGUGAUAGAGAAAGGAUUGUUGAAAAGGAAAGCACAAUCGCCAAAUGUUGAACAUGGUAAAGUAUUUGAACAGGUGGUAGUGCCUACUAAGUUGAGACAAGGCGUGAUGAAGAUCGGCCAUGAAACAAUAAUGGCAGGACACAUGGCUACAAAGAAAACUAUUGACAGGGUUCAGCAGCACUUUUAUUGGCCAGGGUUGCAAGGAGAUGUACGACGAUUCUGCCAGUCGUGUGACAUAUGUCAAAGAACCAUUCCAAAAGGUAGAAUAGGAAACGCAUUAUUAGGUAAGAUGCCAUUAAUUGACAUUCCAUUUCAGAGAAUAGCUGUGGAUUUAGUUGGUCCGAUUGAUCCAAUGACUAACCAAAAGAACAGGUACAUAUUAGUUAUUGUGGAUUAUGCAACACGGUAUCCGGAGGCAGUCCCGUUGAAAAACAUCGAUACAAGAACAGUUGCAGAAGCCUUGGUAGGAGUGUUUAGUAGGGUUGGAGUACCAAAGGAAAUUCUGACGGAUAGAGGAACACAAUUCACCUCGGAUAUGAUGAAGGAGAUCUCUGCAAAGGAUAUUGGCAACUCCCAGUGGAAGAGGAAUCCCGGGAUGCAACUGCAUUCAUUACACCACAUGGUCUGUAUAGAUGGAAAGUAA